This is a messenger RNA of Cordyceps fumosorosea ARSEF 2679, 3051 nucleotides long. Its product is annotated as Fungal specific transcription factor. Gene Ontology annotation, biological process: regulation of DNA-templated transcription; DNA-templated transcription. The record is from RefSeq and is a predicted model, not a curated record. Gene Ontology annotation, molecular function: DNA binding; DNA-binding transcription factor activity, RNA polymerase II-specific; zinc ion binding. Bases 1 to 3051 code for a protein of 1016 amino acids. Lineage: Eukaryota; Fungi; Ascomycota; Sordariomycetes; Hypocreales; Cordycipitaceae. The transcript has 2 exons.
AUGAAUGUGACCUUUGGCAAGUCGGACUCUUCCGCCGCCGCCCCGAGGCAGAUUCGCUUCGUCCACAACCAAGGCCAACCGCCCUCCAAGCGCCGCAGGAUCAACGCCGCACGUCGCAAGACGCGCUGCGACGGCGAACGCCCGACUUGCUCGACUUGCUCCAAAAACGGCCACAGGUGCCUGGGCUAUCCCGACGAGUCCAAGCGCGACGGCCCCGAUGCUGGCGACCACACCGUUGACGACAACGAGCACGACCAAGCUGCGACGGCAGCGUCUACUACUCGCCCUCGUCCCGAUCUGUCAACCGGCGCUGGCACAACGGUUCGUGAUACCGGAGAUCGCGAUACCACCGCCCGAGCUCCUCAGCUCCACGUCGACCCGCGUUCUCGUCCCUCCUCAGCCCAGCUACCGAUACUCCCUCCACAUCAUUCCACGGCUGCCACGGCUGCUACUCCCGCGAACGCCCAGGUUGCCCUUUCAGGCCCCGAUCCAUCACCCUCGGCAUCGUCCUACCAGCCGCCCCAGACAGCGUCCACAGAUGACCUACCAUCUUCCCCAACAGCUCUUCGCCGCACGCAAAGCUACAAUUAUCGUAUCCCCUACUUUCGCUACUUUGGUCCCACCGCCAUCGUCCCCGGCUUCAAGCAAAUGGUCGUCUCCGUGCGCGACCGUCGCCUGUCCACCUCGUGCGCCGGCUCCCACCCAGGCACAUCGCCCCUGUCUACCCACAGCGCCGCCUUCGCUACCAGCUCUGCCGCCAACAGCGACGUCGUAGUCGACGACUUGCCCUCGUACGACCCCAACGCCCCCGGGCCCGUUCACCCGCUCCUUCUCCAUCUCGUCGAGCUCUUCUUCACCCAUGUCGGCUGCAACUUUCCCUUUCUCAAGCGGGAAAAGGCCCUUCGCCAUAUCCGCGAGAAGAGGGUUGAGCCCAUCCUCGUCGACUCCAUCUGUGCCCUCGCCGCCCGCUUCUCUGACUCGCCGUCGUUGACCGGCGGCAAUGACAAGAUGCCCCGCACCGAACGCGGCAACGCCUUUGCCCAGCGCGCCAAGCAGGCAACCGUCGACACCUUUGCCUGCCCUAGCGUUGAGGCCGUCCAAGCCUGCCUUCUCAUGGCAUAUGAGGGCUUCGGCUCCAACCAGGACAGUGCUCUGUGGAUGUAUCUUGGCCUGGCUAUCCGCAUGGCUAUAGACCUCGGGCUGCAGAAGCGCGUGGGCAUCAAGUAUCAGGGCGAAAAGGAUCCUUGGAACACGCAGCAACGCAGCCGAGGGGCUAACGACUCGGAGAGCCCAGAGGACCACCGGCGCGAUGACGGGGACCUCAGCGAAACGGGGCAGAGAGAGCUGGAGCAGGAACGAAUCGACACAUUCUGGGCCGUCUUUGUCCUGGAUCGCAUCAUUUCUUCGGGAACAGGUCGUCCUGUCACGCUACGCGACGGUGACUUUGAGCUGCCGUUUCCAGAACCCACCACCGAUCUCAGUACCGGUUGGCCGACGCUCUUUCCCGUGCUUGUGCAAAUCAUUCACCUCUACGGGCAGGUGUCCGAUGUGCUCAACAACAUCCACCACCCCGACGACCUCACCCAGAAGCGCUGGGGGGAGCUCAGCGAAAUGGAGCACAAGCUCACACGGCUGUACAAGAACUGGGGUCACAGGUUGCAAUUCAACGUUAACAACUUCAAGCACUACCUGAAGGACGGCCAAGGCAACAUCUUUAUCCUGCUGCACCUCUGGUUCCAUGCCCUCUUUAUCAACCUGCAUCAGCCGACAGUCCUUAUGACCUUUAGUGAGCUGCGCAGCGAGCUCCAGCUGCUGCCUGAUAGCCGUGAGCUAAGCAUGAGCAGCGCCAAGACCAUUUGCGACAUCCUUUCAUUUACAGACCUGAUCGAUCCAAAGAGCUUCAUUGGGAAUCCUUUCACUAGUCAGCCCAUUUACAUUGCCGCUGGCGCAUUCCUCAUGGAGUCCAGUGCCAGCGCCUCGGAAGGCCCAUCGCGCGAGGCCUCGCCGCCGCCAGUCACAGACCGCAAGAGCGCUGCCGCCGCACGUGGACGGUCAUCGCGCCACUCAAUAUUCGCUUCGGCCGCCACCCAGAACUACCAGCGCUGCUACAACUCUCUGGCGGAAAUCCACAGCUGCUGGGGCGGCAUCAAGUACAUUCUGACGGCGCUGGACCAAAAGUCCAAAGGCAUGCGCGACGUCGAGACAUACACCACUGAAGAAUACGAGAGCACCAAGGUGAUGAUGCUGCCACCACCUGUGCAGGCGAGCAUUGGCGACCAACUCAGCCGCCUUAACAACCAGGGCUCGCCCAUACCUCCCGGCGCAUUCGCGUGGAGCUUCUCCGGCACAGCCAAUUCGCCAAACUCCAACUUUACCGCGAUGUAUCAGGCCGCCGCCCCGGGCAACAACAGCGCUCCCCAAAGUGGUGCCGCGUCCGGACCCUCCAAGGCACCGGCACCGGCGGCCUCAUCCUCGGCUAGGCCGCCGCCGCUCGCCGUCUCCCGCGAGGAGGGCAACACGCCCCCUGGCAACAUGGUUUACGACCCGAUCCGCCAAACACAGACGAGCACCAUGUUCCCGCCAGCGGUCCCACAACCAAACCUCUCAGCGUUACGGCACUCGCCGCAGCAGGGCACUCCUGGCGCAGGCAGGCUAGCGCCCAAUGGCCUGCGGUUCGACGGCAUAAACGAUGAGGCCAAGAUGUUUGCGACGCCACACCCCAUUUAUACGCCGACGAGCCAGCCUUCGAACCCGUAUGACGCGGCUGGCGCUGCCUUUGGCGCCUCGCCGCCAGCGGCAGCCGCCGAUGGCAGCCAGGCCACCUCGGCCGCCCUGUAUGCGAGCAUGGCGUCACAGUUUGGCACAUGGGGCGGCGGGCCCAUGAUGGGCCAGAUGGACGGCAUCACUUUUAACAGCCGCGACAUUGACAUUGAGGAGCUGGGGCUCCAGCAGGACCUGGUCAGCGGCUCGUGGCUGGACCUGACGACAGACAUGCUGGGAGGGUUGUUUGAGAGCCCAGAGCUGAACCAUCACCAUCAUCCGGGAAACUAA